Molecule: messenger RNA, 931 nt
Organism: Galeopterus variegatus (Sunda flying lemur)
Lineage: Eukaryota; Metazoa; Chordata; Mammalia; Dermoptera; Cynocephalidae
Gene: NPM3
Product: nucleophosmin/nucleoplasmin 3
Exons: 6
Coding region: 2-535 (177 amino acids)
Biological process (GO): chromatin remodeling
Cellular component (GO): nucleolus; cytoplasm; nucleoplasm
Molecular function (GO): RNA binding; histone binding; chromatin binding
Source: RefSeq, a predicted model, not a curated record
CAUGGCUGCCGGCACGGCCGCCGCCUUAGCGUUCUUGAGUCAGGAGAGCCGAGUCCGGGCUGGGCGUGUCAGGAGUCUGCGGGUCCCGGCCCCGGUUACUAUGGACAGUUUUUUCUUCGGCUGUGAGCUCUCCGGUCACACGCGCUCCUACACCUUCAAGGUAGAGGAAGAGGAUGAUGCGGAGCACGUGCUGGCAUUGACCAUGCUCUGCCUCACGGAGGGGGCCAAGGACGAGUGUAAUGUGGUGGAAGUUGUGGCCCGGAAUCAUGAUCACCAGGAGAUUGCAGUUCCUGUGGCCAACCUCAAGUUGUCCUGCCAGCCCAUGCUUAGCUUGGAUUACUUCCAGCUCCAACCACCUGUAACCUUCCGCCUGAAGUCUGGCUCAGGCCCUGUGCGGAUCACCGGGCGACACCAGAUCGUUACUAUAAGUAAUGAUGUUUCUGAAGAAGAGGAGAACGAGGAAGAGGACAGUGAAGAGGAGGAAGCUGAGUUGUGCCCCAUUCUUCCUGCCAAAAAGCAGAGGGGCAGGCCCUAGCCCCUCUUGGUCAGCUUGCUGCCUGCCACGUGUGCCAUGCACCAUGUUUCUGGACAAGUUCCAAGAAUUUGAAAUGUUUCUUCUCUGUUGAAGAAGAGAGUUUGGGGUGGGGGUUGGGAGGGAGGGACUUGGGCUGGUGGUAGGAGAGAAGGGAGCCUGUUCUCCAUGGGGCCCUGGUGUUCUGGUCCUACACCAUGCCUGGGGCUUCCCUUUUCUCUAGGGGUGGGAGGAACUUCCCUUUUCUCUUGGGUUGGGAGUUCACUUCUAUCCUGACCUUCUUUCUCCACCUGCUUAUGAGGAUUGGAGGUUAGUAUCUGAAGCUCAGAACUAUACAUUUUUAACACUUUUUACAUUUUUGGAUGAAAGUUGAAAUAAAGUGACAUUUUUUGCAACUCA